AUGGCACAGGCAGGCACUCAGAAACCCCAGAUUCAGCCUUGCAGGUACAAGACAGGAAAAACACUCGGCGCAGGUUCCUACUCGGUGGUGAAGGAAUGUGUACACAUCGACACGGGCAGAUAUUAUGCUGCUAAAGUCAUCAACAAGCGCCUUAUGGCUGGUCGAGAGCAUAUGGUUCGCAAUGAGAUCGCUGUUCUCAAAAGGGUCUCUGUUGGACAUCGCAACAUUCUGACUCUGGUCGAUUACUUUGAGACCAUGAACAACCUAUAUCUUGUCACCGACCUUGCUCUCGGAGGAGAGCUCUUCGAUCGUAUCUGUCGGAAAGGCUCAUAUUACGAGUCCGAUGCGGCCGACCUGAUUCGAGCGACACUAUCGGCGGUUGCUUACCUGCACGAUCAUGGCAUUGUCCAUCGAGAUUUGAAGCCCGAGAACUUACUUUUCCGCACACCGGAAGAUAACGCAGAUCUACUCAUCGCUGAUUUUGGGCUUUCAAGAAUCAUGGACGAGGAACAGUUUCAUGUCCUGACUACCACUUGUGGUACCCCUGGUUACAUGGCACCAGAAAUUUUCAAGAAGUCUGGCCAUGGAAAGCCAGUUGACAUCUGGGCUAUCGGUGUGAUCACAUAUUUCCUUCUUUGCGGAUACACCCCUUUCGAUCGAGAUUCCAACCUAGAAGAAAUGCAGGCCAUCUUAGCGGCCGAUUACUCGUUCACCCCGGUUGAGUAUUGGCGUAACGUAUCAGAGCCAGCACGAGACUUCAUUAAGCGAUGCUUGACGGUCGACCCGCGAGCACGUAUGACAUCGCACCAAGCCCUCCAGCAUCCAUGGAUAAGAUCCAACGACCCCACCAGCCCAGUCAAAGUGGGCGAAGGCCAAGAUCUCCUCCCUACGGUCAAGAAGAAUUUCAACGCCAGAAGAACCCUACACAAAGCCAUCGACACAGUACGAGCGAUCAACAAAUUGCGCGAAGGCGGAGGACUGAUGGCCGCGGGCCACGACGGUGCAAUGAGUCUGGAUCCCAAGCCGAAGCCGGAGAUGGUCAACGGCAGUAAAGUCCUCAACGACCAGGGCCAACAGAUCCAAGGAGAAGAAGCUCUCGGCGGCCAUGGACCUGCAGAGGGCGCACAGCCACCAAGCUCUGAUGUCGAUGCCAUGGAAAUCGACUCUCGAGGGAAUGCCCGAGGUCAGACUGACGACCAGAUCCGACUGCAGCAACAGCGCAUCAAUGACACGAUGAGCAACAUAUGGGACAAGAAGCAUUGA
Exophiala bonariae is the source of this 1263-nucleotide messenger RNA. RefSeq lists its product as uncharacterized. Bases 1 to 1263 code for a protein of 420 amino acids. Gene Ontology annotation, biological process: protein phosphorylation; cellular response to oxidative stress. The transcript is spliced from 6 exons. Gene Ontology annotation, molecular function: calmodulin binding; ATP binding; calcium/calmodulin-dependent protein kinase activity. NCBI's taxonomy places the organism in Eukaryota, Fungi, Ascomycota, Eurotiomycetes, Chaetothyriales, Herpotrichiellaceae. The record is from RefSeq and is a predicted model, not a curated record.